Messenger RNA from Exaiptasia diaphana, 1047 nucleotides. RefSeq lists its product as uncharacterized. The record is from RefSeq and is a predicted model, not a curated record. Bases 64 to 933 code for a protein of 289 amino acids. Lineage: Eukaryota; Metazoa; Cnidaria; Anthozoa; Actiniaria; Aiptasiidae. The transcript has 7 exons.
UGCAAGAAACAUUUUUGUCGAGCCAAUGAAUAUUUCGUUAUACUCAAUACAACCAACGAAGCCAUGAACAUCAACUCGGGUUUGCUUUUUCGUUUAUCGAUUAUCGCCUUCCUCAUCGUUAAAGGUAACGAUGCCUGCAGAAAUCUUGAGUUUCUCCCCUGUAYGAAAAACAAGACUUUAAAUGGUCAUGUGAUAAAGGCCUUCAAAUUUGUAGUUCCUGCGUUAGAGUUUUGCCAAGCGAAUUGUUUUAUCGAACGCCAGUGUGUGUCRUACAACUUGGGUCCAGUAGACGGUCAGACCAGGACGUGUGAGUUGAGUGCUGCUGAUCACUGGACGCGACCCAAAUUCUUGGAUUCAAAAGAAGGCUUCGAGUACUGUCCAAUCAAGAAUCCUUGUUCGUCAAAUCCUUGUCCUGCAGAUAGACUCUGUACACCUGAUUUCAGUUUGGACACCUUCAGCUGUGAUGAUGGGGGCUGGACACAGUGGAGCUCCUGGAGUCCCUGCAUCAAGUCAUGUAGCUUGCUUAAAACAAGGACGAGAAGUUGUUCAAACCCUGCUCCUCAAAAUGAUGGUUCUCAGUGCGUUGGAGUGAAGAAAGAAAUAAAAGAGUGUAAUUCUUUGUCAUUUAUAGAAUUUAGGCAUAUUGGAUGCUUUGCGGACAAAAGCAGUGAUCGCACACUGCCCACAACAUUGACGUCAGUACCGAAACCUUACAGCAUUUGCAGCUGCGCCCUGCAGGCUCAGCCCAAAGGCUACGUGAUGUUUGCUGUCCAAAGCCAAGGAAACGCAUGUAGAACCAGUCGAACUGCUCGUGAAACCUACAAAAAGCAUGGACAURCAAACAACUGUGGAAAUGGACUUGGAGGGGGCUUGGCUAAUGAUGUUUACGAGUUUAUUCGUGUGGAGAAAACUGAGGGAGAAGAUGAUGUUUGAAUGACUUUUGUCAACGUUUAURAAGACAACCACUUUGGAGCUGUACGAAGACUARGGGAUUCCUUUAUAUGUAACAAUGGUGUAUGCKUUGGGAUUUAUUCAUUAAAACAAAAC